AUGGAGAGAACAAUGGCAGAAUCUUAAAAAGAUAAACCGCUAUAAAAGGAGAUGUUAACUUCAAGAAAGCUAUCACUUGGUCACUUUCCAUUGUCCUGAGUAGUCCCACAGUAAUCAGUAACCAAACUUCAAUAUGAAAUUUCUGAUUGUAUCAAUUAUUGUGUGCAUCGUCAUAAUUGGCUAUGUUGAGGCCAAUCGUCCUGGGCUAGCACCACCACCAUGCUCAUGUGUUUCCCCGAGAUGCGGUCCCGGUGGUGUUCCUUGCAAGAAUUGCCCUGAUAGGUCCCAGCUAUGUCAACAACUACUCUCCAAAUUGGACAACCUUAAGGAUCAAAUAGGCCAAUGCGUUUGCGGUUUACCAAGUUGGGCUUUGAAUUGAAAGUUCCAAACAUUUUCCACUUAAUGUUAUGCCUCUUGAAUUGUUAAUUGUUAUUAAAUUCUUGUAAUACGAAAAUAAAUUUUGAGUUA
Messenger RNA from Drosophila willistoni, 468 nucleotides. Its product is annotated as salivary glue protein Sgs-7-like. The coding region runs from base 134 to 379 and encodes 81 amino acids. The transcript has 2 exons. The record is from RefSeq and is a predicted model, not a curated record. Lineage: Eukaryota; Metazoa; Arthropoda; Insecta; Diptera; Drosophilidae.